CUCCUAAAUCUCGCGUUGGACACACAAAUCUCCCCUUCACAUUUUGAACUGCGUAGUGGAAAGGGGGCAUUUUACAGUGCGUUAGGAAAACAAAUCUCAACAUGGCUGAUGUUUUGGCUGUUGAUAAUGAACUAACCGAACCGAAAACAAAUGGUUCUCCAGAGCUUGAGGAGCCAAUUGAAGAAACACCCAACGGUUUGAAAACGAAUGAUUCUGAGGAAAGUCAAACCCCCCAAGAAAAGCAGGAUCUUAAGGAGAAGUCCUCCGGGAGCAGAAAAGGGAACCGCUACCAUCCCUACCAAGACAAACAUGGAGUAGAAAAAAAGGGUGCUCAUAGGAACCGUGUGUUCAUCAACAAUAUCCCCUAUGAUAUGAAGUGGCAGUCAAUUAAAGAUUUGAUGCGUGAGAAAGUUGGUGAGGUUACAUACGUGGAGCUCUUUAAGGAUGCAGAAGGAAAGUCAAGGGGUUGUGGUGUGGUGGAGUUCAAAGAUGAGGAGUUCGUGAAGAAAGCGAUACUAACUAUGAAUAAGCAUGACCUAAAUGGAAGGCCUUUGAAAAUCAAAGAGGAUCCUUAUGGCGAGCAUGCCCGUCGUGUGCAACAACGCAUAGGAGGAGGUCAGCAGGGAGGUUGUGCACAGGAUAUGGCUAGUGGGAUGAAUAUUCCACCUUCCAUUGUGAACAACCCCAAUAUCCCACCUGAUGUUAUCCAUGCACUGCAGGCAGGGCGACUUGGCACCACAGUGUUUGUGGCGAACCUGGAUUUCAAGGUGGGCUGGAAGAAGUUGAAAGAAGUGUUUAGCAUGGCGGGUGUGGUAAAACGUGCCGAUGUGAAGGAGGAUAAAGAUGGCAAGAGCCGUGGAAUGGGAACUGUGACAUUUGAGCAGUCACUGGAGGCUGUGCAGGCUAUAUCUAUGUUUAAUGGACAGAUGCUUUUUGACAGACAGAUGCAUGUCAAAAUGGAUGAUAAAUCUCUUCCUCUUGAUGAUUUCCAUCAAGUGGAGGAAACACCACAAUUACCACGGGGCUUAGGUGGAGUUGGUAUGGGACUGGGACCAGGAGGACAGCCUAUAAAUGCCAACCGCCUGAGUGGUGGUGGAGGAGGAGGCAUAAGCUCCAUGGGGCUUGGAGGUAUAGAUGUUCCAGUUUAUGGUGGAAUGAAUAAACUUGGAGGUGGAAUGGGUAGCAUUGGUGUCUUCAGAGAUAUGGAUAGCAUGAGCAAUAUGGGUGGCUUUGGAGGGAGAGAUAUGGCGCCGAUUGGUCGGCUGGGAGAUAUGUACCGUUCUGGAAUGGACCAGGACUUUGGUCAAAGUGACAUGUCAGUGAAUCGAGGAUUUGUGGACUCUCUUGGAGGAAUGGGGAUGUCAAUGGAGCGAAUGGGAUCCACCUUUGACCGUAUGGGCAUGUCAGGAAUGGACACAAACCAUGGCUUUGGUGGCCAUCGAGGUAGUGGUGGAUUGGGCCACAUGGGUGGAAGUGUGUCUGACAGAAGCUCUGGGUCCAAAGCAGGUUGUCAGAUUUUUGUACGAAAUCUAUCCUAUGACCUUACUUGGCAGAAGCUGAAAGAGAAGUUCAGUCACUGCGGCCAAGUGGUGUUUGCAGAGAUCAAGAUGGAGAAUGGGAGGUCAAAGGGCUGUGGAACAGUGAGAUUUGACUCUCCAGAAAGUGCAGACAGGGCUUGCAGAAUGAUGAAUGGAACCAGGGUCAAUGGCAGAGAGGUGGAUGUCCGUAUUGAUCGCAACGCCUAGAGCUUUUGUAGAAUUCUUGCCAAUACUUUACAUUCUACCCUCUUGGCAAUCUUUUUUUUUUUUUUUUUUUAAACAGUUCAUGUGUUAGUUUGUUCAUGUAUAAAAAACACUACAUGACUUUUUAAUUUGUUGGGCAGCUUCUUUGAACAAAUAAAAUGUAAAUUUCUAACACCUGGUGCUUGUAAACUUGCCUAACAGAUGCAUGGAAAUUCUAUGUCCUCUUGUAAAGGUCUGGGAAAUUUCACAUCAGUCACAAAGGGUAGCUGUAAUAUCAGUAUUUAGAUAGGGCAUGUUUAAAGGGUCACAGAAAGUGAUUAGAGUUCCCAGAGAUCCAGGAUGCAGUGUGGCUAGUGUUGGCUUAUCAGUGGCGUUGAUGAUGGCCCCGUUUUGUUUUCGCUGACUGUCUCAAAAUAAGGACAAUGUAAAAUGAGUUUAACACUUUUUAUUUGGUGACUCUACAUAGAUACGUUUGCAUUUAUUGGAACUUGAUUGGCAAUUGUAAGGACAUGAAACUUAUUCAAACACUAUAGGGCUUCAUUGUUUGUUCACAAUGUGUUUUAAAUCCUAGCAGGCACAUAAGACAAUGAUGCUUUUCCCGCCUUUGGGGAUAUGUUCCUAAAAGACAUCAUCCCCUUCAUAAAAUGUGACCAGCACAUGUCUUUGUGGCACAACUUCUUAAAGGUUUUUCAAGUGAAGACAUUUCCUUGUGUUGACAUAUGAUUUAAGUUUAGCAUUCAUUAUUUGGUUUUGUUAGUCUCUGGGAAAGUCAGCCCUCAGUCACUACACAGUUUUAUGGGAUUGUUCCCAAUAAUUCCCAGCUCAUACAGGAUGGACAGGGUUGCAAAGAGGAUAUAGCAGAUGAGAGAAAUGAUUCCCAAUUUCCAGUCCAACUUCCACCCGUUAACAUGAACAGAAACAAAAAGGAAAAUGACAGAAAGCAAGAGUGUGGCAGAAAUGAAGACCAUUCCAGUGCUGUUGACUUCUAUUGGGUUGUUCGUAUCCAUAAAGGCAGUCUUAAUGAACCAUGGCAGGCCCAGACAAAGCAUGUCAAAUACAUUCGACCCCACAAUGUUAGACAUGGCCAUGUCAGCUUUUCCUGUUAAACAAAAAACUGGUUAAUAAUACCAGGUUUACAUUUUUUCUGAAAGAAUCGACCACUUUGCUCUUAAAUCACGUUUGAAUGCAUUCUAAUUUUUAGCACAUUAAUGUAAUAAUUGCAUGUGUAUUACCUGCUCUGGCCACCAUCACGCUGGCUAAGGUGUCAGGUAUACUGGUUCCAGCAGCAAGUAAAGUGAGUCCCAUAACUGUAUCAGGGAUGAGAAGGGUCUCACCUGUAAAAAUAUCAAGCAAACACAAAAUAAAAUUUAUCGUCUGCUGGGAAAAUAA
Betta splendens (Siamese fighting fish) is the source of this 3131-nucleotide messenger RNA. It is a transcript of the gene myef2, whose product is annotated as myelin expression factor 2. The transcript has 16 exons. NCBI's taxonomy places the organism in Eukaryota, Metazoa, Chordata, Actinopteri, Anabantiformes, Osphronemidae. Gene Ontology annotation, biological process: regulation of mRNA stability involved in response to oxidative stress. The record is from RefSeq and is a predicted model, not a curated record. Gene Ontology annotation, molecular function: mRNA binding. Gene Ontology annotation, cellular component: post-mRNA release spliceosomal complex; cytoplasm; nucleus. The coding region runs from base 102 to 1745 and encodes 547 amino acids.